Molecule: messenger RNA, 895 nt
Organism: Rattus norvegicus (Norway rat)
Lineage: Eukaryota; Metazoa; Chordata; Mammalia; Rodentia; Muridae
Gene: Tmem233
Product: transmembrane protein 233
Cellular component (GO): plasma membrane; membrane
Source: RefSeq, marked validated
GUGAAGUCUCAUCUCCCUUGAGCCCGGAGCUGCAAGCUUUUCAGAGCCUCUCUGCUCGCCAUGAACCGACAGCCAGAGCCCCAAGCUGCGCGAACGGUGCGCUCCUCGUCCCUCCCGGUGUCACCGACUUCGCCCAUGUCUCAGUAUGCUUCCCGCUCAGACUCUAAGGGAGCUCUGGACAGUAGCAGCCCAGAAGUCAAUACAGAAGAUGACAAGACCGAGGAGGACAUGCCUGCGCCCAGUAACUAUCUGUGGCUCUCCAUUGUUUCAUGUUUCUGCCCAGCGUACCCGAUCAACAUCGUGGCCUUAGUCUUCUCUAUCAUGGCUCAGAACAGCUACAAUGACGGAGACUAUGAAGGAGCCAGGAGGCUGGGGCGGAAUGCCAAGUGGGUGGCUGUGGCUUCCAUCAUCAUCGGCCUGGUCAUCAUUGGCGUUUCCUGUGCGGUGCACUUCUCCAGGAACCACUGAGGAAACUGCUCUCAGCUGGCAAGCAUGGUGGACGGUCCUCAUCUGCACACACCCCAAAGAAGUUUCCGAGGAAUGGAUCCUUGAUUUUAGACUGUGAGAUCUUUUCCUCCAGGACUCUCCAGAGGCGGGUCCCUGGCCAAUGAACACCCACUAGUCCGGAAGGCAGGAGCUCACGGUGCAGACCCACCCACCGAAGCCAUUGGUGGAUGGGAAAAAAAGAAAAUGGCGUCUCCAUGUCUCAGCUCAGCAAACUCUUUGCAUCCAUUCCUCCACUUCAGGGAUGAACUCCAGAAACCUCGCUGCUUUUCACUGGGAGGUCUGGAUUUGGGGACAGCGAGGGGAGCAGGUGGUUUUUAGGGAGAGCUGUGAAUGCUGGUGUUUACAAAAUUGAGUACAAAUGCUGUAGCAUGCUUAAAGUUCUCUAGUA